Messenger RNA from Salvia splendens (bonfire salvia), 675 nucleotides. RefSeq names its product PLASMODESMATA CALLOSE-BINDING PROTEIN 2-like. The transcript has 4 exons. The coding region runs from base 91 to 624 and encodes 177 amino acids. NCBI's taxonomy places the organism in Eukaryota, Viridiplantae, Streptophyta, Magnoliopsida, Lamiales, Lamiaceae. The record is from RefSeq and is a predicted model, not a curated record.
UCUCCCCCCCCUGUCUUCUAUUGUUUCAAGAAACUAUUUUCCUUUUAUUACUUUUCUUGCAUCUCUUUUCACUUUGUUGGAGUCAUAAUCAUGGCUGAUUUCAUGCGGAGCUUUGUGAUCUUGUUAGCCUUAGUGGUGGCAGCCCCUUCAGAUGCGGCCUACUGCCUGUGCAAGGCUGGAGUGAGCGACGCCGUUUUGCAGAAAAACAUCGAUUACUCAUGCGGAAACGGAGCUGAUUGCUCAGCAAUCCUUCAAAAUGGGGCUUGUUACAAUCCUAACACUGUCAAGGAUCACUGCAGCUAUGCAGUUAACAGCUAUUUUCAGAGGAGAUCUCAGCUUGGUGCUACCUGUGAUUUUCAAGGAAGUGCUACUCUUUCUCAAACUGGACCCACUGGUAUGCCCUCUGCCUGUGUUUACCAGGCUAGCCCAAGCACCGGCGGCGGCACUCCGACUCCAACCACUGGUGGUGGCAACAUCACUUUCCAAGGCGGGAGCUUGGCCCCAACAGGAAGUACCGGUUCGGGCGACACCGGCCAUAGUGCUAGUGUGAGACUCUGCGGUUCAUCAAUGCUUGUUGUGCCCCUUCUUACCCUAAUAGGGAAUUUAAUGAUAAUUUUGAAAUAAUAUCAGAUUAAUUAUAUCACUGAAAUAAUAUCAGAUUUAAAAUGCUAAAAA